This is a messenger RNA of Scleropages formosus (Asian bonytongue), 3866 nucleotides long. RefSeq names its product general transcription factor IIIC, polypeptide 2, beta (gene gtf3c2). Bases 106 to 2904 code for a protein of 932 amino acids. Lineage: Eukaryota; Metazoa; Chordata; Actinopteri; Osteoglossiformes; Osteoglossidae. Gene Ontology annotation, biological process: transcription by RNA polymerase III. Gene Ontology annotation, molecular function: protein binding. The transcript is spliced from 19 exons. The record is from RefSeq and is a predicted model, not a curated record. Gene Ontology annotation, cellular component: transcription factor TFIIIC complex.
CUGAGACCGCGGUGAAGAUGGACGUCUGCGGUCGGAGUUCUAGCGCGGAACCCGAGUGGGUGUGAAAAGGACACGCGUGGCAGGGCUCGGCUCAGACACGAGCACAUGGCGUCCGCUGACCAGCCGGAGGAGGGACGGCGGGAGGACGGUGCAGGUGCAGCCGUGUCCCCUGGGCAGUGCGGAGAGGCGCCGGCGGAGCCGUCCCGCUCCGUGCCCCAUGAGCACGCGGAGGACGCUCCGCCGGACGCCGCCAAGCCGCCCCAAAGCGAGACCGUAGGAAGGACGUCCGAGGCAUCGCCCGGCAGGGGUCGCGACACGGGCGCGGGCGUGAUCAAUGGAACGGAGGUGGACUCGCAUCGGCAAGACCGCGAGGAGCCCCCCUCUCGUGAGCCGGCAGACUCUGACGAGUCGCGGACCCCGUCCUCCGCUACCCCGAACGAUGGUCCGAGGAAAAGGCGGGGCCGUCCCCGGAAGAAUCGCAGCAGGGCGCGGAAGAGACCUGCCCCCGCCAAACCCGUUGCCCCAUGCCCCGAUGCGACCUCGGAGAACAGCCAGGGGACCGCCACGAAGGCUGUGAAGAAGAGAGGCAGGAAGUCGAAAGCGGAGCUGCUGGCCAUGGCGGAGCAGCUCGGCACGCCGACCCAGAAUCCGGCGCAAGGGUCCGAGCAGCUGGCCUCGGCCGGCAGGCCCAAGAGGAGAGCGGCGACUGUGGCGCGAGAAUACCUCCAGUCCCUGGUGAACGAGCUGGACGGUUUCUCGAAGGACAGACCAGCUGAGGACGGGACUCUGGACGCUCCGAGCCAGCAGUCGGGCCAGGGCAGGAAGAGGAAGCGCGUAGGCAAGGACCCCGAAAGCGACGACCCCGUUGCGGACGCCGAUUUCGUACCAAACAGCAAGGAGGAUGCGGAGACCGAGGAUGACCCCAGCGAGGACGGCUCCUUCUACGGCUCGGACGAGGAACCACAGGGGCCCUCGUACCACAGCGCGUCCCAUUCGACCAAACUCAAAUACCAUGGCUGUGCUGCCAAUGGUUUGCACAACAGCAUCAUGGGACCGAUUUGGUGCUGCGCCCACGCCACCAAGGCCUUCCGCGAGGAAAACCUCUCGUCCUGGGUGUUCCCCGAGUGGAUCCCGUCGGCCAAGGACUGGCACUUCCUGUCAGCCAGCGAGGCGGAGAAAUACCUACCUCAGGAGGAGAUGUCUUCCGCCUUCAGAAUCUCACGCGAGGGCCUCAAAGAGGAGAGCGGCUUUCACAGAGUUCCCAGGUUCGGCUCCCUGGCCGUGCACCCCGAUCGCUGGGAUAUGGUCUUCUUUGUGGGUGGCCCUGUCUGGUCCAUGGAGUGGUGCCCAUGUCCCGACGGGUCUACAGACCACCAGUACGCUGCCAUAUACUGCCACCGGGGGAUGGACGACCGGCACAAGACGGCAGAAACCUACAGCGAGCCCACUCUGCUGCAAGUGUGGGACCUGGGUGAGCUGCUGUACGACACCAGACCCUCCAAACAACCCACCCUGACCUAUGCCCUCGCCACGGAUGACGGCUGCAUAUGGGACAUGAAGUGGUGCCCCAGUGGAGCGUGGGAGCUGCCUUCCACCUGUAGAAAGGCUCCUCUUAUGCCUCGUCUGGGUCUCCUGGCCGUGGCGUUCUCUAGUUCUAAGAUCGCCAUCUACAGCCUCCCCCACCCGGACGCCUUGCAGGCCCUCAGGAAAAAUGAAGGAGGACUGGAUCAGGACCCUCUGGUAUGCCAGGUCCAGAGAGUAGCGGAUCUGAAGCUGGGUUCCAUACAAGCGAAUCACGAUGACCAGAGUGGUCAGUGUUUCUGCGUGGACUGGCUACCUGUCAAGCCUCACAACAUCCUGGCGGCUGGAUUCAACGAUGGCACAGUCGCCCUGUGGAACCUGAGCACCAAGUCCCUGCUGCAACGUGUGAAGUCACCCAGCAGUCAUUCCACAAUGUAUCCGUACCACUGCUUCAAUGCUCAUGACAGCGGAGUCCGCGUCCUCAGCUGGUGCAAGGCAUCCAGCGACCUCAUUGUUACAGCCAGCGACGACAGGAAGGUGAAGAUGUGGGACCUCAGGAAAACUCAUGAACCUGCAAGCUCCUUCAGACGCUUCCUGUCCACGGAGAUCAGCUGGCCAUUACUCUGGUCCGGUUUGUGCGUGGCCCAGGAGUGCUGCUAUGCCACGUACGGGCAGCAUGGCAUUCAUUACCUCGAUUCGGGCUACUUGGGUUUCAGGCCGUUUUUCAUGGCACCCAGGAAAGGAACGAUAUGGAGUAUAUCUUUCUCCGACUGGCUGAAUAGUGCCAUUGUGGGCGAUAGCAUUGGCGACAUGAUUGUGAUGAUGUUCCCCGACCUGUCCUCCAACCCCUGCAACCUGAAGCGCACCGUAGAUCGCCGAUUUCCGGUGUUCACAACUGAGGUGGUACCGUUUGAGGCUUCGUUGGAGAGAGAAGCCGGAGACGAAGGAGAAAGAGGCGGAGAUGAGAAGGAAGCGCACAGGAAAGUCCAGACCUAUAGCGAAGUGGUGAAGAAGUUCUACCUCCAUUUCCAUGACAUGGAUCUACGGACGUUCAAAAACACCUUCCAGAGACACCCGGUGAAAAAGAUGCUAGAAUCUGAAAUUAAGGGCACAGUGUCCCUGGACAAGAUGCCACUGGAGUCUCUCCACAAGGUGCGUUUCAACCCCAACCUGGGCAGCCUGAGCUGGACGCUGUCGGCGGGUUACGCGGGCCUGGUGCGUGCCCACUGCCUCCGUGCCAUGCACAGCCCUGUCAUCCACAAGAUGGCGCAAGAGAGCCAGGUGCAGUUCGCCGCCAUGUUCCUGUCCCAGGGGGGCACGGCUGACGAGAGCGCCGCCACGGCCGUGAGGCAAAGCACCGAGAGUACGGUGGAGGUCGUGUGAUGCCAUCGCGUUCCCACCUCCCCUCCUCCUGGCAUCCCCCAUCCCACCGUCAGCGGACCGGACCGGACAAGCUGUGUCAGCGAGGAGCUUCGCCAAGCUGGACUGGGUCUACCCCGCUGUUUUUUAAUCAAUAAAUUAUAUACACACGGACAAAAUGGCACACACACACAAUUUGUGUCAGUUUGUCUGUCUUUUAUUAUAAUUAAAUGAAGUGGAAUAUUUUGAUACUUGAAUACUUGAAGUGUUUGUUUUUUAUAUUUAUAUACAUUUUUAGUGUAAAUAUAUUCUAAAGAUCUUGUGUUGAAACUGAGAACAUUUCGAAAGGCUUUGUAGAAAACAGCACUUCAGGUGUGUCUUCUGAUCACAAACUGCAUUACUGUUGCUGUCUGUGCAAAAUUUUCCUUUUUUUUUUUUUUAAAUAAAAUUUCAAUCAGGUGUAAUUAUGUCCGUCAAAAUAUUUUAUUUUUCCACUGAGCUGCAUUUCCACUCAUGUAAUAUUAAAAAGAAAUUUUCAUGCUUUAACAGAGACCUCACAUUUUUUCAGCGACUGUUCAGACCACAAAGGCUUCGUGCUGUUUAGCGUGUGCGCACUCCUGUUCAGCAGCAGCGGCUUUACUUACACGUUCCCUCCAGAGUUGCGAUGAUUUAUCUUGUCGUUCGAGGUCCAAGGAUGAGCACGAGUGUCAGAAACCUGCAAGACGGUCGCUCCCGAACGGCCUUUCCAUCGUUUACAAGGACACGAAGCCUUCAAUCACUGCGCUGGAAAGCAGCCCAUGGACCACGGUGAUGUCCAUCGACCACAGAGUCAGAAAGAGGAUUUUAUCACACACAAUCUUUGAGAUGCCUUAGCUUUAAAGUGGUUUUGUCGGUGAGUGUCCACUGAAAUAUCGCGUGAACCCUGAACCUAUUGAGGAAAUGUGACACCGGGUUGGAUCUGUCUUGACAGCAAGCUCAUGAUUUCU